CCCACCCCGAGUCGAACGUCUAUUAGCGGUUCUACUAUACGCAAAUACGCACCUCUACGAGGCAUCCCAUGUUUCGUUCUCCUGCGACUCGCUGCGUCGACAUCGCAGUCGAUGGAUGAGGGCACCCUGCAGUCGCCGAUCAGACCCUUGAUCGCGAUCUCCAGGAACCGUCCGCAAUUACAUCACGCACACGAGGCGGCUAUCACGGCAGGUAUUUCACUGCUACGCCCCGCUGUGAGACGUGCGCAACUUGCGAUCGCCGCUCUUGGUCGCCGUUAGCGGUAUCAACUCAGCUUCAAUACUUCACCAUGAUGUUUGCCACUGCGACACCGAGUUCACUAUGAGAUAGCAGUCGUCAUCAGCCCACGCGCUAAGCCAGUAUGAAUACAGCUUUUCUUGCGAGCGAAUGGUGGGAACUCGCUCUCGUGGGCAAAGGAGCUUCUGUCGCGGCAAAGCGCCGUGGAUGCAAAGGGUUCGACGUCUACCGCCAGUGGCUCUACGGAGCUAAUUUCGCAACCUCCGACGCGGAUAAAGGAGACGAUGAACUUCGUUGCAUCCGGCUGAUCGACGCGCAUGUCGUGGGCUACUUCAUACAAGACAGCAGCUUCAUACAAGACGUACGCGAGGAGAGUGUCAAGUGCGGCCUGAAAAUAUCGAAUGCGUCUCGUUACAAUCUCCUUGUUCGUGUAUACGAGAACACCAACGGUCCCUGCGCUCUUCGGAAAUGCUUCAUCGACUUGUGUCUUCUCGUGAAUAGACACACGUCAAGCGAAUAUGAAGAAGUUCCCAAGGAUAUCAGGAAAGAUCUUCGCCUCCGUUUAAGAGAGAGGACCAUGGCUUGCGGUAAGGAAGAAGUCUUCAUCUUCACGAGUACUGCCGGAUAUUUCGAACAGGAUGAGGCAGGUAUUGACAAGGUCGAUGACACCAAUGGAAAUGAGAGCAUGGACGGUUGA
Alternaria rosae is the source of this 953-nucleotide messenger RNA. RefSeq lists its product as uncharacterized. The coding region runs from base 381 to 953 and encodes 190 amino acids. The record is from RefSeq and is a predicted model, not a curated record. NCBI's taxonomy places the organism in Eukaryota, Fungi, Ascomycota, Dothideomycetes, Pleosporales, Pleosporaceae. The transcript is spliced from 3 exons.